CAAAAACGGCGUGCUGUUUUGUUUUAGAAUAAAGCUUCUUCGUUUUUUGGUUCUUUCUCUUAAAAUAUCUUCGCGACAAAGAACCAUCGGAGAAGAGGAAGAAGAUCAGUGUAGAGCUAUCGGGAAAUUUAUCUGAAGAGGAAACUGAAAUUGAGAUCGAAGUUUUGAGUUUGGGUAAAAAAUGGUAGGAGGAGUAGAAGAAUUGAGUAUUGAACAGUUAGCUUCGAGUAUCUCUACCUACAAAGAACAACUCGAACAGGUUAGGCAGCUUUUGUCAGAGGAUCCUAGGAACUCGGAAUAUGCAGACAUGGAAAAGGAGCUUAAAGAGGUGAUUGCAUUGACAGAGGAAGUUCUUGCAACUGCAAAGCAAAAUGAGAUUUCUCUAUCAGAUGCCGGAGUUAGUGCUGAAGCAACUCCUGGCUCACCCGAUUUAGAGGGUGCUUGGGAAAAGACGGGUUUAAGGAAUGACCCAAUCCAUGAGGGUAAGUUCCCUGUUGGAACUAAAGUUCAAGCUGUCUUUAGUGACGAUGGCGAGUGGUAUGAUGCGACCAUUGAGGCACAUACUGCAAAUGGCUAUUUUGUUGCUUAUGAUGAGUGGGGAAACAAGGAAGAGGUGGAUCCAGAUAAUGUGAGGCCAAUCGAGCAAAAUGCUAUUGUCGAAGCUGAGAGAUUAGCUCAAGCUACCAAAAAUGCUCUCAAAAGAAAGAUUGAGAAAGCUGCGAGUUCUGAUUAUCAGACAAAAACUCUACCAGCAAAGCUCAAAAUCGAUCCUAAUGAUCCCGAGGAUGUAAAAAUAGCUAAGCGUAAGAAGAUACAUGCUUUCAAAUCCAAGGCAAGGUUUGAGCAACUCGAGGUUGUGCAGAACAAGAAACAGAAUGAUUGGCAACAGUUUCAGACGACUAAAGCCAAAACUAAAAAGGUAGGGUUCUUCACAGGGAGGAAGAAAGAGAGUAUAUUUAAAUCACCUGAGGAUCCAUUUGGAAAAGUGGGUGUGACUGGAAGUGGGAAAGGUUUGACAGAUUUCCAAAAGCGAGAGAAGCAUCUUCAUCUCAAGUCUGGUAAUGCUGAGGGCACUGAUGAAUGAACGAGAGAUUUUUAUGCUUUUGUAAGGAUUUUCAGGUACUUAAAAAGUCUUUCUUCUGUCUCCAGUAACCUCUAAAAACAAAAGGACCUAAACCCGCAAUUUUUUUGUGGACUUCUGCUCUUUUGUAAGAUGAAUUAAAGAUUAGUUUUAUCUUUCUAUUUCUUUGUAGUGACUAUGAUGAAUAGAGCCACAGCCAAAACGGCAUUACCGUUAACAUUGUUGUUGUUUCUUCUUCGGAUGGUAAGUUGUCUAUUGAUGAAUCACUCUCACUGUCUCAUAUUGAACUGUGCCGCAUCAUACGGUUUAUGUUUAAAAUACUAAUUCAGAAAAACUUUAGACCCACCAUUUUAAUGUAUUUGUAUCAAGUUUCAUAAUGAAAAAUGGUGUUAACUGUUAAGUAUAUAUUUUCCAUGGCGUA
Molecule: messenger RNA, 1502 nt
Organism: Arabidopsis thaliana (thale cress)
Lineage: Eukaryota; Viridiplantae; Streptophyta; Magnoliopsida; Brassicales; Brassicaceae
Product: nucleic acid binding/RNA binding protein
Exons: 8
Coding region: 182-1084 (300 amino acids)
Cellular component (GO): nucleus
Source: RefSeq, marked reviewed